AUGAGCUUCACUUUCCCGCGUUUCGUUCAUUCCCCAAGUCUCCUCCGUCGAACGUUCAACAUUAACCAGAAGCCAAGUUAUCUCCUUUUCAUGUCCAAGAAGAGAAAGUUUUGUGCGGUAACGGUCUCAUUAUCAAAGUCAGGUGUUGAAGAGUUAAUGGUGGUAGUGGGUGCUGGAGCUGCCGGAAUGUAUGGAGCAAUCAGAGCAAAAACUCUGGCACCCAACCUUCGAGUAGUUGUCAUCGAGAAGGGAAAACCUUUAUCCAAGGUUAAGAUUUCUGGAGGUGGUCGCUGCAAUGUGACCAACGGGCAUUGUGCUGACAAUCUGGUAUUGGCAGAACAAUACCCCAGGGGACACAAGGAACUGCGAGGCUCAUUCUUCAAUAUGCAUAGCCCAACCGAUACUAUGACAUGGUUUUCUGAUCACGGGGUAGAGUUGAAGACUGAAGAUGAUGGGAGGGUUUUCCCAGUCAGUGAUUCUUCAUCUUCUGUGAUUGACUGCCUAAUGUCCGAAGCCAAGAAGAGAGGAGUACUAUUGAAGACAGGGUAUACUGUUACGAGUGCUUCUGUUUCUGUUGGUGGGAAAUUCACUAUGAAGGUGGAGAAACGUACAGCGGGUCUUGUGGAGUAUUUGGAGGCUGAUUAUCUCCUAAUUGCGAGUGGAAGCAGCCGUCAGGGUUACAGUCUUGCAGCUCAGCUCGGUCAUUCUAUUGUGGAUCCUGUACCAAGCUUGUUUACUUUCAAGAUAGGUGAUACUCAGUUAACUGAGCUGUCUGGGGUAGCAUUUACCAAAGUAAAAGCAAAGUUAAAGUUAGAAGCUAGCAAGAAUAACAUACGACAGCUUACACAGGUUGGACCAAUGCUAAUUACUCACUGGGGGCUCAGUGGGCCAGUGGUUCUAAAGUUAUCUGCAUGGGGAGCUCGUGAUCUUUGUGAUUCGGAUUAUACAGGGACACUUCUAGUGGAUUUUGCUCCUGAUCUUCAUCUGGAAGAUGUAAAAUCUGCUCUCAGUCGACACAAGAAUCAAUUUGCCAAGCAAAAGAUAUCAAAUACCUUUCCUUCUGAAUUUGGUUUAACAAAGAGAUUCUGGAAAUAUAUUAUUGACCGCGAGGGUGUAAUUCCAGAUCUUCUCUGGGCAUCAGUUUCUAGCAGCUCAUUAGCAUCAGUCGCUUCUCUUCUAAAACAAUGCUCUUUUAAGGUGACGGGAAAGGGCCAAUUUAAGGAUGAAUUUGUCACGGCUGGUGGGGUUCCCUUGUCUGAGAUUCACAUGAAAACGAUGGAAAGCAGAAUCCAGGCACGUCUAUUCUUUGCUGGAGAGGUGCUGAAUGUUGAUGGAGUAACUGGGGGUUUUAAUUUCCAGAAUGCCUGGUCAGGGGGGUACAUAGCAGGAACUACUGUAGGUAGCCUAACCAACAGCCAUAGUCCAGCCAAAGAGAAGGUUGUCAUCAGGUGUUAUCGAUCUUGUUGGGGACUCCAAGUUAUCAUGGACCAUGCGUAUAUUAAGUGCGAUGUGAGAUGUGAGAUGUCCAAUGAAGAAGGGACAAACGUCCAGUUUUUGCAGAGCAGCAGAAUCCAGUUUGAUCAGCAGUUAACAAAGAUCAAAUGA
Molecule: messenger RNA, 1605 nt
Organism: Oldenlandia corymbosa var. corymbosa
Lineage: Eukaryota; Viridiplantae; Streptophyta; Magnoliopsida; Gentianales; Rubiaceae
Source: the annotation of a GenBank genome assembly